AUGGAUAUUAAUAAAGAUAAUACAUCAAAUGAUGACAGAUUAAAAAAUGAUUACGUUGAAGAUUGUAAAACAAUAACUGUACCAACAAAUAAUUGGAAAGAUUCAAUAAAGUCAGGUUCAAUAAAUUUACAUGAUAAUAACGAUCAAAUGUCAGAUGUUUGUUCAAAUCUUCCAUCACGACUACCUUCUAUUACAUUAAAAGACAAAACAACAACUAAUUCACAAAUAUCUUUAUCGGAUAGUAAAUCUAAUAAUAAUAGUUUAUCAAAAAAUAAUAUUUCUAUCCAUAAUAAUCAUCAUGAUAUGGCAAAAAUUGAAGGUAAUCAUCAUAUAAAAUGUAAUAUCAAAGAUCUUGAAAUUAAUGAGAUGUCAUUUGAUGUUACUUCUGCCAAUUCCCAUGGUUCCACGCCAUUACUUCCUCAGGAAAAGGAGAAAGAUUUGUGUCGACAAUCAUCAAUGAGUGAGGAAUAUUUUUUGAAACGAGUUAGGAGAAAAGAUGUAAAUGAUGAAGGUUUAUUUUUAUCUUAUCAUUCAUCACUUCGGAAACCUCGUACUACUGAAGGAAUUAUGGCUUUUGAGUUUUCCUCUGAUAACCCAUCUGUAGCUGUUAACACACCAUUUAUAAUACCCUUCUAUGAUUCUGAUUCUGGACAGGAAGAAUUAAGAGAGGAUUCAUCAUGUUUAUCACAUUUUUGUACAAAUAUUCGUGGUGAUGAAAGUUCAUUGGCAUUAUUAUUGGUAUUAUAUUUUUUACAAGGAAUACCACUUGGAAUAAUAAGUUGUAUACCAUACAUGUUAUCUGAAAGAAAUGUAUCAUUUACUGAUCAAUCAUUUUUUUCAUUUUCAUCAUAUCCAUUUAGUGCAAAAUUACUUUGGGCACCAAUUGUUGAUGCAUUUUAUAUUAGAAAAAUUGGAAGAAGAAAGACAUGGCUUAUUCCAGUACAAUUUUUAAUAUCAGUAUAUCUUUUAGUGUUAUCAUUUUAUAUAUCUGAUUUAAUACCAGAUGAUAGUACAAAAAGUAUGACUGUAAGUAUUAAAAUUUUAACUUUACUUUUUUUGCCAUUAAAUUUUUUGGCAGCAACACAAGAUAUUGCUGUUGAUGGAUGGGCAUUAACAAUGUUGUCUAGAAAAAAUGUUGGUUAUGCAUCUACUUGUAAUGUUAUCGGUCAACAUGCAGGUUUAUUUUUGGGAAAUAAUGUUUUUAUGUUUUUGUCAUCAGAAAAAUACGCAAAUAGAUUUUUUAGAAAUAUUAAUGGAAAAGGUGGAUUAAUAAAUUUUGCAGAAUUUCUUCUUUUUUGGGGAGCAAUAUUUUUUAUUACAACAACAUUAGUUUUAUUUUUCAAGAAAGAAGUUGAUCAUUCUAAAGAAGAUUCAGAAGUUGAACAUAAAAAACAUGAUAUAUCACUUGAAACAAAUAGCAUUAAAAAUAACAAUUUAACAACAAUUGCUAUUAAAGAAAAUGAUGAAGAAAUUGAACUUGGAGUUGGUGAGACAUAUUUAAUGUUAUUCAAAAUUAUCCUUCUUAAACCAAUGCUUUUAUUAUUAUUUGUACUUUUUACAAAUAAAUUAUCUUUUGCUGCAACAUACAGUACAACAUUUUUAAAACUUGUUGAUGCUGGUGUUAAAAAAGAAGAUAUAUCAAUGUUAAAUGUAUUUUUAUCACCUUUAUCAUUUGUUUUACCAAUAUUUGUUGGAAAAUUUACAGUUGGGGAGAAUCCAUUAAAUUUAUUACUUUAUGCUUAUCCAUUUAGAUUAUUUAUGAAUUUUAUUUAUGGUGGUUUACUUUAUACAACACCAUGGUUUAAAGAUGAAUCAGGAGAAUUUCCAUAUUAUUUUUAUGGAAUUUGGUUAUUUGCAAUGUUUAUUCAUGAUUCAUUAUCAAUAACAAUGUUUCUUUCAAUAAUGGCAUUUUUUGCUAAAAUAUCUGAUCCUAAAAUAGGUGGUACAUAUAUGACAAUGCUUAAUACAAUAUCAAAUCUUGGUGGAAUGAUGUCAUCAACAUUUGUUAUGUUUAUAAUAGAUCUUUUUACUGUUAAAAAUUGUUAUGUACCAGAAACAAGAGUAAAUUUAGGAACAUGUAAAAAAAGUGAACUACAAAAAGCUUGUGUAGGAGCAGGAAAUUCUUGUGAAUAUGAAAUUGAUGGUUAUUAUUUGACAGUUGGACUUGGAACUAUCUAUGGAAUUAUAUGGAUAAUAGCUUUAUGGAGUCGUAUAAAAAGAUUUCAAAAAAUACCUCGUACUGAAUGGUUGGUAUUUAAAAAGAAAAAUUAA
Messenger RNA from Strongyloides ratti, 2271 nucleotides. RefSeq names its product Major facilitator superfamily domain, general substrate transporter and Acetyl-coenzyme A transporter 1 family-containing protein. Lineage: Eukaryota; Metazoa; Nematoda; Chromadorea; Rhabditida; Strongyloididae. The record is from RefSeq and is a predicted model, not a curated record. Gene Ontology annotation, cellular component: membrane. Gene Ontology annotation, molecular function: acetyl-CoA transmembrane transporter activity. The transcript is spliced from 5 exons. The coding region runs from base 1 to 2271 and encodes 756 amino acids.